Messenger RNA from Cylicocyclus nassatus, 459 nucleotides. The record is from the annotation of a GenBank genome assembly. NCBI's taxonomy places the organism in Eukaryota, Metazoa, Nematoda, Chromadorea, Rhabditida, Strongylidae.
AUGGAUCAAGAAGAGGGUGAACUAGCAGACUCUAAGACCUCAAAGAAGUAUGAUGAACCGAAAGCCCGAGAGCCCCGACGUCGUGACCGCAUAGAGGACGAACGGCGCCACCAGCGACUCACUGAAGAAUUGGAGCAAGUGAUGAAAGCAGAACGCAAUUUCAAGCAGCUGAUCAAGGACCUGGUAAACAAAAAGGGUGGAACACCGAUGCGUGAUGUGCUUGCACACCAGCUGCACGGAGGACAAGUACUGCUCCAAGUACGCCGUAAAAUGCUACCACUGCCGAGCAUUCGGACAUCACUCGGCAAUUUGCGAGCUGCCGGAGCGCAGCGAAGAUAUUGCGGACCAGCUAUGCAGAGCCCGAUCGGAGCUAGAAAGGAAUCGCGAAAGGAGGACCGCCAUCGAAAGACAGCUCCGUACUCGACGCCACUGAGCCUACUCAUCAAGCGCGCAAGAUGA